AACCCAAACUCUCCUCUUCCUCUCUACCCUCAUGGACAUCUCCUCCAUCGCCGCCAAGCUCAGUCUCUCUGACUCCAAGCUUCUCAUCCGAAAGGCCUCCGAGCUCCGACGUCUCUCCGACAUCCAAUUCGAUUCCUCCGUCAUGGGCGUUGGGGAGGUCUGCAAGGCUGUAAUUUGCUUGGAUAUCGCCGCUUCAAGAUUGCAGGUGUUGAUUGAUCGGCAGAGUGCGAUAAAGAUGAGUGGGUUGUCGGAGAAGGCUUAUAUUAGAUCGUAUAAUGUGAUGCAGAACGGGCUUGGUGUCAAGACGAGUUUGGAUGUUAGGGAGCUUGGGAUUCAGUUUGGUUGCGUGAGGCUUAUCCCUUUUGUGCAAAAGGGGUUAUCUUUUUACAAGGAACGUUUUCUUGCUGAACUGCCAGCUUCUCGUCGAGCAAACACUGACUUUAAUCGGCCAGUAUUUACUGCUGUUGCUUUCUAUUUAUGCGCAAAGAAACACAAGCUAAAAAUAGACAAAUUGAAGUUGAUUGAACUCUGUGGGACAUCUGAAUCAGAAUUCUCAUCUGUAUCAUCUUCUAUGAAAGAUUUGUGCUUUGAUGUUUUUGGGAUUUCAAAUGAAAAGAAGGAUCCAAGGUCUGUUAAAGGACAUCGAGAUUUGUUGGAUGCACUACCUGGCAAAAGGAGGCGCCAGAAUGAUGAAGAUGCUUCUGAAGAUGAUAAUGAUGAGCUUCCAAGCUACAAAAGGCACAAGAAAGCUGAGAAGCAUGCAUAUGAGGAUUGGAAGACCACCGUCAUUUCUUCAAACAAACAAAGCGAUGAAAAGGUUUCAGUUAAGAGAAAGAAGCAAACUAAGCUGAACUUUGGGCCAAAAUCACCAAAAACAAUCACGUUAGAGGCUUCAUAAGUCUCAAAGUUUAUAUUUGAAUUUUUUUCUUUUUAGCUGGUGUAACUGGAGAAAGCUUCAUUUUGGGCUAAUAGGAUUAAAAAUUCUGGAAAGUUACCUUGUUAAUUUAUAUGGUCAUAUACUGUAAUUGAUUUACAGUUCAAUUAAAAGUUUUGAAAGCCAAGGUUGGAACAGAAUGGA
Messenger RNA from Dioscorea cayenensis subsp. rotundata (Guinea yam), 1078 nucleotides. RefSeq names its product origin of replication complex subunit 6. Lineage: Eukaryota; Viridiplantae; Streptophyta; Magnoliopsida; Dioscoreales; Dioscoreaceae. Bases 32 to 898 code for a protein of 288 amino acids. The transcript is spliced from 10 exons. Gene Ontology annotation, molecular function: DNA binding. Gene Ontology annotation, biological process: DNA replication; DNA replication initiation. Gene Ontology annotation, cellular component: nuclear origin of replication recognition complex. The record is from RefSeq and is a predicted model, not a curated record.